Messenger RNA from Rubroshorea leprosula, 1465 nucleotides. Lineage: Eukaryota; Viridiplantae; Streptophyta; Magnoliopsida; Malvales; Dipterocarpaceae. The record is from the annotation of a GenBank genome assembly.
GGGGCAAAGUAGGAAAUUGACACAAAUUAUUUAAUACGUUAAUUUAAUUCUCCCACAGGAGAGCCCUAAGUGGAAUAAAGGCGAGGAAGAUUUGAAAGCUUUGGCUUGGCGGCGUCGCGAGGGGGAAAAAUGGCGACUCAGGAAGAUGAUGAAGGUGAAAGUGAAAUAGAUCCUGUCAGAAUGCUAUUAAAUGAAGAUAAGGGAGAAAAGGAGCUUCAUACUUUAGGAGGGGGCGCAGCGAAGGAAGAUGUACAGCAGCAUUACAUCCGGUCGAUCGAUUCGACGGUGGUGAUAAGGCAGCUUCCGUCGGAAGGUCUCUCCUUCCAGCUGUGGCCGGCUGCCACCACUCUAUUCACCCUCCUCGACCACCACCGCGGCCACGCUAGCAGCAGCCCCCUGACUUCUACUCUCACUGCUUUAUCCCCCGGUCAUGAUCACCGCUCCCUCAAAAUCCUCGAGCUAGGCUCAGGGACUGGCCUCGUCGGAAUAGCAGCGGCGGUGAUACUCGGAGCAAAUGUUACGGUCACGGACCUCCCUCACGUCAUUCCCAAUCUCCAAUUCAACGUUGACGCGAACGCUGAUUUGUUGGCGAAGAACGGUGGGACCGUGCGCCCGGCACCUCUGAGGUGGGGAGAGGCUGAAGACAUGGCGAUGGUUGGGCGAGAGUACGAUCUGGUAUUGGCAUCUGAUGUUGUGUAUCAUGAUCACCUUUACGAGCCUCUCCUCAAGACCCUGCGUUUCCUGUUGUGCGGGGGCGAGAAAAAGAUUGUGUUCGUUAUGGCGCAUUUGAGGAGGUGGAAAAAGGAUGCGGCCUUCUUCAAGAAGGCGAAGAAGCUGUUUGAUGUUGAGACAAUACAUGUGGAUCAACCAAGGGAGGGAUGCAGGCUUGGAGUUGUUGUGUAUCGCUUUGUUGGGAGAAAUCAGAAUCUGAUUUCUUUAUGAAGUCCAUAUUCAAUGCAAAUGCAAUCCAUUUUUGCUCAUAUUUUCAAUUGUUUAACUGAAUUUGACAAGUCCUCGCCUUUAGUAGUUAAUGUAAAAUGAAAUCGAAGAUUCAAUUUUACAACAAUGCUUGAAGAACCUCAGAUCUCAAAUUCACACAAAUCUACAAAACAGCAGCACAAGAUGAACACCGAUCAAAUAAAAUAAAUACACACCCAUCCUUCCAUCUGCAGCUUUCCUUUCGGCAUCUAGGUGGCAAUGUCGAAUGGUGGAGAUUGAUUUGUAGAAGGGAAAUGCAGUAAAAUAGAAUAUACCAAACAUCAUCGCUUCCUUGGCACUGAACCUUUAGACACAGCUUUCAUGCUUUGUGAAUCUCUAAAGCAAACAAAGUGCACUAGAGUUUUCCCGUUUGGGUAGACAGCAAAUACACUUGUCCCUAUUUUCUUGUUGCAAAGAGAACACAUGCUAUCACUGGCAAUCUUCACCACUGUUUUCCUUUGGUUGUAGAGUUCAUCUUUAACCUGUU